UAAAUUAAAGCAAAUCAGGAGUAGUGUAUACCUGGAGAAAUUAAAAAGGGGAGGAGUUCACCUUCCUGACUACGACUAUCAGGACUGACCACGACUCCUUACUCCUGUAUAAAAACUCCCAGAGCAGAAAUAUGAUCACAUACUAAUUGAUUCUAGCCUCCUCACUGAUCUUAUCUAAAAUAGGAGAUAGAUAAUGGAAUUGCUUUUCCUUGUUCUGCUCUCUGUGCACAUUGCCAAGACAGCAACAGAAGGUGACAAAGAAUGGUGCUACCUAUCACAAAAAUGGACUCAGUCCGAAUGUGCAGAGCCCGGUGUCUGGGAUACAGUGAAUGAGGAGUGUGGAAAAAAGAAACAGUCGCCUAUCAAUAUUGUCACCAACAAAGUGAAGUACAAAGAGGACCUGAAACCAUUUACUUUUGAAGGCUAUAAUACCAAUCAGUCCUCCCCUUGGCGCAUAGAAAAUAAUGGGCAUACAGUUAAAGUAUCUCUUAGCGGGUCAGCAAAGAUUGGAGGUGGAGGUCUUCGAAAUAAAUACAAUGCGAUCGAGUUUCACUUCCACUGGGGCACAAGCAAAGGAUUCAGCCCUGGAUCGGAACACAGCAUAGACGGAGAGAGAUACGCUAUGGAGCUUCAUAUAGUCCACAGGAAAGAGGGGUUCUCCUCUACAGAGCAGGCAGUGACGGAUAAAGAAGGUCUGGCCGUGCUGGGGUUCUUUAUAAAGACCGGUGCAAAAAAUGAAAACUAUGAACCUCUAAUAGAGAUGUUAAAUGAAGUUGCUGUCAAAGGGUCUCAAAAAAGUAUGACAUCUUUGCCCCUGCAAUCGCUCAUUCCAGCUAAAGAGAAUCUCACACAUUAUUAUCGGUACAAUGGCUCACUGACCACGCCCAACUGCAACCAGGCUGUCGUCUGGACAAUAUUUCAGGAGCCAAUCAUACUGAAGGAAAGUCAGGUGAAGAACUUCUUGGAGACGCUUUACUUCACUAAGGAUAAAACAUUACUCAUGACCGACAAUUUCCGACCUGUUCAACCUCUCAGUGACAGAAUCGUGUACCGCUCUGAUGUCAGUGUCAUCCAGCCUCCUGCAAAGGCUUUAUUGGUGGUCCCAACACUUAUCUAUGUCAUGAGUCUUCUUUUCCAAUGAACACUCGCCAUCCAAUACCAGGUGCUGGGGGGGUUAAUUUUUUGUUUCAAGCACUUUUCUCCAGUUGAGAAGCCCUAGACUACAGCUGAUUUUACAACAUAGACUUGGUGUUUUUCCUAACGCUUAUCAAUAGGAAUCUUUAUAUAUAUAUAUAUAUAAAUAAAAAUCGACAGCCCUAUAUAUAAUAAAUAUUAAUAUAUAUACUAUUGAAUAAUAAAAUACUAGAACUGUUCAGGUAAUGAUGUUUCCCCGUGUGGAAUUUUUCUUUGAAUUUUUUGGGGGGGUUUCAUCAAAACCCUCCAGUUUUUUGGUUUAGAAUUUAUAUUUUGUGAACAUUUCCAUUUUGUUGGGGAAAAAAAUGUUCCAAUGAAAACAUUUUGACUAAUUCUAUAAAAUACUCCCACACUUUAUAUAUAUAUUUAUAUAGAUUGGACUAACAAUCUGACCGGUAUAGUAACUCCUAUUCAUAUAUAUAUAUAAAGGGGGUUGUUCUGGGAUUUGUGUUGAUAUCUUCAGAGCUUAUCCAACCACACACUGGAAAGCCCAAUACACUCUGAAGAUGUGUUUCUCCUGUUAAAUUCUGAUCACCUCAACAUACAGAGAGAUGCAGUGUCUCGGAUUAAACCAGCUGAUUUAAUCCUUUGAGCCAAUGUAAUGUAACAUGUUGCAGCCUCUUGGUGAAUUUUAAAUCUUGGCUAUCUCAAAAAGGGAUUUUAUACUGGGAGUGCAGAGUUAUGCCUUUUUCUUUAGGGCUAUGUUUGUGUACAUGACACUAUAAUAUCACAUCCAUAUUGUCACUCAUAUGAGAGAUGUACAAGGUGCCUGGACACAUUUUACUAAGGGCGAAUGGCAGGGUGGGAAAUUAUUUUCUUCUCUACUGUAUGUAUUUAACAGUCGAUUAUGAAGACUUGAAAACCACAAUGGAAAAGCAGAUUGAUAUUUAUACCUUUAGGAGAAUAUCCAAGACUGUAAUUGUAUUUUUAUAUUAUUUAAGAGAUUUCGAGAACUGAAUAUAAA
Molecule: messenger RNA, 2158 nt
Organism: Terrapene triunguis (Three-toed box turtle)
Lineage: Eukaryota; Metazoa; Chordata; Testudines; Emydidae
Gene: CA4
Product: carbonic anhydrase 4
Exons: 8
Coding region: 194-1141 (315 amino acids)
Cellular component (GO): plasma membrane
Molecular function (GO): zinc ion binding; carbonate dehydratase activity
Source: RefSeq, a predicted model, not a curated record